AUGAGUAAUGAAGAAAAGAGUUAAUAAAAUGAAUAACCAUAAAAAAGGUAAAGAAGACCAAGAUAACAUACUAAUGAAGAAGAAUCUAAUUAAUUUUGGAAAAAUAAUUAAUAUUUUACUUAAGGUUAAAUUGAUGAUGAUGAUGAUGAUGAUUCAGAGGAAUAUUAUCCAUAAUAAUCAUCAUCUGUAUCUGAAGAAAUUUCACAUGAAAAUGAUGCAUGUGACUAUAUAGAUUCUUUGGAUUAAUGGUAAGAUUGUUCAGAUUCAAAAGAGUAAUUAAAAUAGUAGUAAGAAUCACCAUCCAAAAGUAUUAUAAAACUUAUGAGAAAAAAUUUAGAGUAAUUCUCUACUAUGAGAGGAUUGCAUACAUAAGUUGAUAUAGCUACAUUAUCUAGACUAGGUGAAACAUCUUAUGUUUAUUAUAAUGAAGAAUAGAAAUUUAAAAAUGAAUUUUAAGAUGUUUUAAAUAGAUAUUACAAAUCUAUUCCCUAUUCUAAGUAACGUAGAGGUGAUGAUGAUCAAAUUAAAUGUAAAACAGAAUUUCAUGGUGAUUUAUUUGAUUUCGAAGAUAAAAGAUAUUUUAUUGAUAGUGAAAUUUAAUAAUUGUAAAGAAUAUUGAAAUUAUACAAAACACAAAAGUUUGAUUCUUAUCUUGCUUAUAGAAAAUUAACAAGAGAUUAAAAUUUAGACUUUGAAUAAUCAAUUAAAAAAUAAUUAGAAUUAUUAAGAUAAAAGAAAAAAUAGAUAGAAGCUUAAUUAGAAGAAGAAAAAAGAUGUUUCUAUUUAUCUAUAGAUUAAUAAUACAUUUUAAAAUUAAAAGAAUACACUAAAUGUUUGACUCCUAGAUAUAUUCAAAGUUAAAGUAAUUUAAAAUAUGAUUAAAUGUUAUAAAAUGAGAAUCUAUCCUUCUAAAUAUAUCCAUAUGAAAAAUAACCUUAAUGGCUCCUUUAAUAUCAAGAAACAUUUAAUAUCUUUAAAAAGAAAUUUUAAUAACUUUAAGCACCUCUCUAUUUUUAUAGUUUUCAAGAUGCAAAUGCUUUAAAGAUAGCUUCUCAUUUUAUUUUGAAAUCUAUAAAAUAAUUGGAAGAAGUAUCCAAAAAUAAAUUAAUUGCAAAAAUAUUUAUUGAUUUAAUAAAUGCUCUCUUUAAUAUUGAUAUUCCUGAAGUAGAUCUUCUAUUCAAUACUGAACUUUUAAAUGAAGAAAUUAUAAAUAUAUUAACUUCCUAAGAAAAAUAAAUACAAUUUGAUUAGCCAGAAUAAUAUAAGCCAUUUCCAACACCUGAUGAUCCAGGAGAUGAAACAAAAACUAAAUUAAAGUUUUAUCCAAAUUUUAAAACUGAGGAAUAUGCACUUUAUGGAAGACCUGUAUUUGAAUUUUCAAUGAGAUUUUUGUAUGAAAUUUAUUUCAGAAUAUAAAGAAUAACCUAAAUAUCUACUAAAAUAACUUAUAAAAAUAAAGAAUAUGUAAUUGGUAAUUUAAUAAUGGAAUGUUGUUAUAAGUAUUUAGAAGAUGAAAUUUCAUAUGCAGCUUGGCUUACAAUUUGUAAAUCAAUAUUUAAUGAAAAGGAUUCUAUUGAAAUAUAAUCUCUAAUUUAAUUUGUGUAAAUGUUUCGAAGAUUAUUUUAUUAAUAUGAUGAAUGGACAAUAGAAUUAUUAAUAAAUUGGAUUUAUAAAAUAUUAGGGGAUGAUAGUAAAAUUUUGAAUGAUGAUGUUUAAAUAUCAAAUAUUAGUAUACAAGAUAUCUUAUUAAAAUUAAAAAAUAAUUCAGAAUUAUCAAAUGCAAAGAUGGCAAGAAUAUAGACAGUAGAUGGUUUGAUGAUCAUUCAUGUAUUUGAAUUUACAUAAUUAUAUUGA
Molecule: messenger RNA, 1854 nt
Organism: Paramecium primaurelia
Lineage: Eukaryota; Ciliophora; Oligohymenophorea; Peniculida; Parameciidae
Source: the annotation of a GenBank genome assembly